AUGCGAUCUGGAAUGGAGAAUUUGAUAUUUUGGAAUAAGAAAUUUGGAUUUACCAAACUAAAUUUGUACCAUACCGGAGGAAAGUUAAGAUACUUCAACAGAGAAAAUCUGAAAAACGACAAAACAUCAACAAAAACAUCAACAUCAAACAGCAGCAUAAUUAGCAACCAGCAAAACAACAACAAAAACGUCGGAAUCUCCCUCUGUGGAACUUUGGAUGACUACUGCCACCAUGACCCGAAAAUCAACAACGAGGCCCUACGGUGUUGCUCCGGGUUCAAAUGUCACUGCCCCACCCUUCGUGGUUGGUGCACCUGCAAGAGGGAAUCCUUUUUCGCCAGAUGGCAAUGA
Molecule: messenger RNA, 351 nt
Organism: Helobdella robusta
Lineage: Eukaryota; Metazoa; Annelida; Clitellata; Rhynchobdellida; Glossiphoniidae
Exons: 3
Coding region: 1-351 (116 amino acids)
Source: RefSeq, a predicted model, not a curated record